UCGCAGCACGACAAUAACAACAUUCAUAUUAGUGUUAGUUGACUUGAUAAUCGGGCGACAUUUUGCGGGGUCGAGAAUGUAAUGGAACAUAUAAACUUUCUAAGAUGCACUAAUAGCUAAACACUUAUAGUAAUGAGUGUAACAUGAACACUUAAGUGGGGUGUGAAGUGGUUACCUUUUGAAUGACUGGUCGAUGCUCUCGGCGCUUCUGGACAGCUGCUGCGAGGCGCGCCUAGACCUGCAUGCAACAGAGACCACGGACUACAGGCGCGGCAUGCAAAAUAAAAACAUCAACGACCACACUCCAAUAAUUCCAUACGGAACCCGCAACGUUGAUGCGACUCACAGAAUUAUUCGAAUGAGGAUUCAAACCGUUUCCGCACUGGUUAUCUCAGUGGAAUGCCAAUGUCCCGGCAGCUAUCCUGCUGGACUUACGGGUCUCCCCGGCUAUACUCCUCCUCCGAUCAUCAUAACUAAGAGCAGCAACAACGACAAGGACUUAAUGUACCCCAUCCUUCUCUUGCUGCUGCUUGGCAACGGAGGUUUUGGUUGUGGUUGUUAAAUUAUUUUAUUUGCGGUCUGUCUCAAUAUCUACUUACUGAUGAGUUUCUAAUAGCCCAUCCAGACAGAUAGACUACCAGGCAAUUGUUAGCAAGUGGUGAAACAAUGUCCAUAAGUGUACUAAUUCCUAUAUUUUAUCUAUACAACAAUGUACAAUUGCACAGAUAUAUAUAUAAUACCUACUUAUAUAAUAUUCUAGACAGACAUUAAACCUUUUACCAAAUCAAAUUAUGAAUUACCUGUUCGAUUUUUAAUUUAUUAAUAUUUAAACAUAAUACCUAUUGCAUGUUAUCUGUCUCUACCUUAUACAUACACCCUUAUUUAUAGCCCGACCAACCCAAACCUGUCCGCACACACCAUGUAUGAUUGUAUGGGUUUGUAAAGUAUAAAGUUGCAUGGGUAAUGUCACAAGACUGUAAUUGCACUGCAUCUAAUGGCACAUACAACUUCAUAAAUUACAAUCGAGUGCGACGGGCGAGGUGUUUGGUGUGACAAGGUUUUUAUAGUUAAGUAUAUCAAGCAUUUCCACAAAUAUAGU
Molecule: messenger RNA, 1099 nt
Organism: Pectinophora gossypiella (pink bollworm)
Lineage: Eukaryota; Metazoa; Arthropoda; Insecta; Lepidoptera; Gelechiidae
Exons: 2
Coding region: 194-562 (122 amino acids)
Source: RefSeq, a predicted model, not a curated record